ACACGGUCUGUGCGUUAGAUAGGCCGUCGCAAAUCUGAUGGUCAUCAAACCAUCAAAAAGUGGUCCCUGAUCCGGUUACGAUGAUGAAUUCAAACACUAUGUUCGCAACAGUUUGGAAUGGGUCACCCACUCGAUGCUUGAUUCUCACCAUCACCAGAAAAUAGCAUCAGCUCCGGUUACUGGGCGUGUGGAAAGCUUCUUUUAACUCCACAUUCUUACUUCGGACUGACCUUUGACACCUGUCCAUGAUCCAUCUCGCGCCUCCCUCACAAAUCUUGCCAAUACAGCCAAAGGACAUCCGACGCCAUUCUACCUCGUUUCGCGCAACCAUUUUAACGGCUAGACCACUUUCACUCAUCAUCGUAGAGCCUAUGACGCGCUGCCCAUUCAGGAAAAGAAGCAUAUCGAACUCCCAAGCCAACACCUCUGAAACUUCUGUUCACUCUGGCUCCAAGCAUUCUCACUCCCAAGCAAGUUCGUCCAUUUCGAUACCUGGAAUACCAGACGAAUUCCAAGGACCACUUGUGGUGCCUCCAAAUGGAAGACACCACACUUCCACCGCGAUUCUAGGUGAUUUGAGGGGACAAGCUAGGAAUGAUCGCAGGCCGCGAACGCAAUCGUCUUCCUCUGACCUUCAGAGCAUCAACGCUACAAGUUCCCAUAUCGGGAACACUGAUAUCGUGGCAGACAAAGUAAAACUUGGAUCCACGCCACGGAAACAGAAGGGCAAACUGUCACUGUCAAUACCACACAUAAUUCGCAAUUCCCAGGCACGGGAGCGCAAGCCUAGUUUUCCUAGCAGUACGGACCUAUCGGAAGGCGUGCCCAAACAUGGCUUUCGGAUAAUAGGACGCGGAGGGUUGGGAUCCUCCCAUGUGGUCCUACCCCCUCGGCCGAAAACCCGGAAGAGCGAGCCUUGUCUAGCUCAGGCUCGUGGAGCUCAGUUCUCUCCGAUCGCGAGGCCAUCACGUUUCCCUCCUCUACCCGUCAAUACGGCGCCUUCCGCGCCGCCGCCGCAAGCCAAGAUUCGUUAUUCUGGGCGAGGUGCAGGGUCCAAGCCUCGUUCUGUUUUUUCCAAACUCCACAUAGAGCAUAAUUUUGGAUUCGGCUUCAAGAUUUCGGCCCCUUGGAAAGGGAAGACAAUGCUUGAGGAAGAGGAAAAGGAGAUAGACAGUAACGCAUUCAUCGGGGAUUCGGAAUCAGAUGUUAGUUCGAUACACUUCGCAGCGCCUGUUGUGUCGUUGCCGAAGCCCGUUUCGCUACCUCGACCUCCAGGUGAUGACAUGUUCACAGAAGCUGUGGAUGAAGAACGGCGGUCGCUUCCAGAGGUAGAGGACGUUGAAAAACUAGAUGCCCCCCCACCGUCACCGAUUCCAUCAUCCGGUCUGGAGAUGCAACAACGGAAAAUAGCCAAACAUUUUGGCAAUGAUAUACGGUACCCAAAAGCAGGAAUUAUUUUUGUGCCGAAGAAUUGCGAGAGUGUAAUGUCUGGACGGAUCGUCAUGCCUUCGCUCCCUCCCAUUUUACCGGCAUCCGACAACUCUUCUUCGAUGACGCAUAAGAGAUCACCAACCAGGACACGUAGCUUACCCGAUGUAAUGCUUAAUCCUGAAUCUACAGGUACCCUGGGAACCUUAGAGGACCCAUGCCCAUGUGAAGAUGGUCGGUUCGGAGGGGAAACAACGCCUGUAUCCUCCAUGAUAUUUUCUGAACCUCCUUCCCCAACGCCUUCACUGUUGGACCCUAUUCAGGAGGUGCCCUCACAUGUUGAGCCUGAUGAGGCGGAUUUCACACUUUUGAGUCCCCGAUCAGAUUCACCGUUUAUGGAUUCGAUUGCACCUGUUUCACUGCCGACUUUUGAGCGUGUCAUGAGUGAAAGUGGCAACUUCGUGUCAAUGAUGGAGGAAAAGCAAGGGUGGAUGGGACGGUGGAAUCGGCGGACCAUUGGGGAAGCUAUUAGCGCCCUAAGGGAGCUGUAGGAAGGGUGUCGAACUCUGGAUAUCCAGUUGAGCAUGCCAUCGUUUGCACAUCUCUUUUUCGAGUUAUUUUACUACCACUAUUUUAUUUUA
Molecule: messenger RNA, 2069 nt
Organism: Guyanagaster necrorhizus
Lineage: Eukaryota; Fungi; Basidiomycota; Agaricomycetes; Agaricales; Physalacriaceae
Exons: 4
Coding region: 246-1979 (577 amino acids)
Source: RefSeq, a predicted model, not a curated record